Messenger RNA from Seminavis robusta, 3793 nucleotides. NCBI's taxonomy places the organism in Eukaryota, Bacillariophyta, Bacillariophyceae, Naviculales, Naviculaceae. The record is from the annotation of a GenBank genome assembly.
ACAAAAAGUGGGAGUGCUUAUUCGAAUAGCAGCAAUGUUGCGGGCAAAUCACACGCAAGAGAACCAAACCAACAAUGGUGUCAGAGGCCCACUUGAACAAGUUGAUAGGCAGCUGCGAGUGAAAGAGAUGUCGAAGAUGGCGCUACAUCCGAAAGUCGAGGCGCUGCAUGGUGCGGCAGCAGCAUAUCAUUUCCUUCCAGUGACAAGAAAGAAUCUAGUAGCAACGUUUCGAUAUCCUCCAGGAGCUCCCGUUAUUCUGUGUCGCUAUCAACAGCCACGCCAGGCGGCUGAUGGCGUCAAACCAAUGGCUGACGACGAAUAUGAGGGACUCGCAGGAAAGCUGUCACCGUUCGUCUCUCAGGUUCUCUUUGGGAGGGUGGCUGGAGUAGGAAUAGACUUUGGUUCGAGCAAACGCGAAGAUCUUUACCGUGUGAAUAUUGAAAACGUAGGGAUUAGCAGGGCGGGCUGUGGUUCUGAUCAUAGCUUCGUCAUGGCCCGGGAAGAAGAGCUUGUGCUAGCGAAGGGGUGUCCUGUUUGGUUUGACCUUGGUCAAGGAAAGGAAGAAGGUGUUGUGCUUGGUUCGCAGCAUAUUCCACUUCCGUUGAUGACGACUGCAAAGAACCCGUUGCGCCUCUCCUACUCUAUUCAAGCCACAAGAGGCCGCUUGGUGGUGCACCACGGCGUUGACGCUGACAAGGUAUCCUUCCGAUUGGACACUCCAACGCAGCCCAAGCAGCGGCGCCGUCUCAAAGAAGAGAGCGACGUUGCUACUAAGAAAGAAACUCAGGCAGAUAAUGGGCAAGAAGACGAAAGCGUCGUGGCUACCAAGAAAGAAGCCCAGGCAGAUCAUGGGCAAGAAGACGCUGUACAAGCAGCCAGUGGAGGCGAUUCGCUGACGGAGCAUCCACAGUUCUGUAAGGAGGAAGAGAACAGCGGCAGCUGCAUGGAGAGUUCACAGUGUCCCGGCACAAUGGCAGAGCAAAACGACUUUGCAAUGGUUGGCUCUGAGGAGCCGACAGCCCUGUCGGCACGCCAUGUGUCCAUUUUGCCCAAAAAGUUCGAGGAUGAUGUUGCUUUGAUUUGCAAUGAUUCACUUGAUGGAAAUCCUUCGCUACCAGUCGAAGAAGUCAAAAUCCUCGCCUCUAUUGAUGACGCCACACAGGCCAUUAAAUCCAAGGAGGGCGAACUUCGGUCGCAACAGGAACUUCGACCGCAACAGCAACUAACGCAAUGGAUGUCUGCUCUGGGGCGUGAAGAAGAUAUGCAAAAGGGUGCACUAGGGGAUGAUGGAACUGAGCAAGAGGAGGACGUUGAUCUGAUGGUCGAAGACUGCAGCAACCAGAUGAUGGUGGGAGCUCCCAGCCACUGUCCGUCGUCUGAGAUAAUACACGGCGUAGGCCCACAGCCCGAAGUGGUUACUUCAUCACAAGGGCUUGCAGCAUCUGGGUCAUAUGAGAUUGCAAAGGGCGCCCACGUACAGCCCGAAACGGUUACCUCACAAGAGCUUACAGCAUCUGCAUUGCUGGCAGGUCGACUUCCCAUUUCUCCUGCCCCUCGUGUGGAACACCUGCAGCUCGAACCGGUUACUUCACCAGAGCCUACAGCAUUUUCGUUGCGGGCAGGUCGAAGGACUAUUUCUCCUGGCCCUCAUGUGGAACAAUGUAAAACAGGCGAAACACCCUGCAACCCACGCAGUGCAGAAAGGAAGACCGUGGUAGACCAAAUGGUUUUGCACAACGAGGCGGUUGGUGCUCGAAGAGCCCAAGUAGGAGAGGCACUACAGCAGGUCAAAGACGGUCUGAGGCAAACACGUUCUGCGCAGCUGUUUGAUUUGCUGCUGAGGUAUGGCUCCCUUUCCCGUUGCGAGCUUGCUGGCUUGGUACGAAGGAAGGACAGGGGCCACGGCUUCAGCUACUCCCUUCGAGAACUAAAGCAGCAGGGACUCGUAGAAGAAGACCCAGAAUCGGGCGAAACCAGAGUGAUAAAGUUGCGUCUGUCGGACAAGGUCUUCGCAAGACCAGAGGACCGCCCGGAGCCAGAAUUUAUCGACCCUCGGAUUCUCGCUGAAGCUGUUGCUUGGGACAAAUCGUCAAAGCCUAGAAACAGAAUUAAGACAUACGAGGACUCUGACGACGAUUCUGUAAGCACAAUUGACUCGGGAGACUCUGCAGCUAUAGCACCCCCGUGUGGGACAACCGAAGGUGUGCUUCACCUGAGAGAUGAGGGACUCAAGGGAGGAGAACUCUUGCUGUCGACGGCUCACUUGACCUCGGUCCCUCACAUGAAAGCAAUGCUCCAACGUGCACAAUCCAUCCAACGUGAUGGUCACAAAUCCCCCAAAGGGGAAGGCACAAGCACUGGAGCUUGUCCCCUCCAAAGAGAAGUGGAACAAGAAGUCUCUUUGAAUGAAGACUGUCACCCUGUCAGAUGUACCGGUAGCGGGGCAAGGAGGACAUAUAAUCGUGAAUCUUCAGCGCAGACAAGGCAACAAAAACAGGCAACGGGAUACCAUUCUUACACGGGGAGGACCAUUGAGGCCAACAAAUCUGGCGCGGCUGUAAUGACAGACGUUGCUUCUACCCGUACUGCUGCAGCGCGCUGUCAGGAUCCAAAUUCACUUGCCGGCAAGUCAUCCCCUCGAGAGUCAAGAGUCAACGGGACGAACCCUCAACGUUCUGUCGUACCCUCCAUUCCGAUCAUACACAAGCCGAAGAGUGCGCAAGCUCCUCGAGAUCCCUUGCCCACGGAUUCGGUCAAUAAACAAAAGCAGGCAUCGCAGGCUAUCAAAGACCUAGAUGUAUGGAAGAAAACGUUACAGGUCCGCGAAAAAAUUGUGUCAGACGAGCGCGACGCUGACCCACAGGCGAAAAAAGCUCCGCAAUCACAUUUUGAGGUUGGCGACCCACCUGCUUCAUGUGUUGCCCAUGAUGACGAUAUCACAGGCGCUACUACCAAAGAUGUCGCCAAUGACGCCAACAGCCACCAAACCAAAAGAACCGUUGCCAAUGACGCUGCCCCAGAUAUUGUCGAUGGCGCUAACAGCCGUCAAACCAAGAGACCUCGAGGUCGAGGAUACAACACGCAGCCGCAUAGUACUCCUCCGCCUGGCGCAAAGCGACAAAAGCGUCUACAUCUCCAUGCGAAACCCUCCUACGAAGCUACUAGUAUGAGCUCCUCGUCGGCUACUGCUAUCGAUGUCAACUUGCCCUACAACUUUGGCCCAGAUUUCCUAGUAAACUCAAUCAUGGGAGAUGGGAAGGAAGGCCGAGCGCUUUGCGACAAUUUUGGGUGUUCGAUUGACAUUGAAGGAAGUCGCUUGCAUGGCAGUCCUCCGUCUGAUAAGCAGCUAGCGGUUGUGCUCAAAGGAGAAGGUCCUUCCAAACUGUUUCUCUGUAGCCAAGCAAUUGAGAAUCGCUUGUGCCACUUUCUUCCACAAACCUUGCGAGGCAACUUCCUUUUCCAUAUUGGGAAGCUGAAUCGGUAUAGGAAAACUUACAAGGGGGGUCUUGUCCAGACACAAGAUCCAUUUUGCAAAACUGGUUUGGGAAAUGAUAAGCAGUUGCACUGGGUGUCGAUUUUGAGGCUGAACGAUCCGAACGCCCCGCCAUUGGAUGAAGAGUUGGACAGAUUUCAUGAGCUGCAAGAACGCUUCAGCUCGUGCGAGAUAAGACUGGUUCGGAAGGAACUGGAUUUUCCACGCGUUCCGUGUCACAUCGUCGCGUCGAGUCUACAUAGAGACGAUCUUUAUGCAUGCCGCCAACUCUGGGACGAUUGGAGCGUGCACCGCCAAUGA